This is a messenger RNA of Colletotrichum costaricense, 219 nucleotides long. RefSeq lists its product as uncharacterized. The coding region runs from base 1 to 219 and encodes 72 amino acids. The record is from RefSeq and is a predicted model, not a curated record. The transcript has 2 exons. Lineage: Eukaryota; Fungi; Ascomycota; Sordariomycetes; Glomerellales; Glomerellaceae.
AUGUCAUCCCCAGGUUCCACCGGUGAAUGGCAGUUUAUUGAUUGUAAAUCUGUUCAGAGCUUGCACGGCUUGUCAGAUCUUUUAACGGAGAAAUACGGAUCUGGGAAGUUCUCUGUGGAAACAAGGCAAAACGUGUACUGCAUCAGAGCAGAAACCUCAUCCGCCCCCUUGGAUCUGGUGAGUCAAGGCUGCAACCCAGUCUCUUAUUUCGCUUCAUGA